UGACAAUAAUUUGACAAAGGAAAUGUGUGAAGAAAAAGAUUAUACAUCACUUGAACUUCAAAGGGAAUUUUCCCAGGAAACAGACUUCUCAGAAGCCUAUAUUCUAGAGAAACAACAAGAAAUCUACUCAGUAGGAAAUGUGAAGAAGGAAAAGAGCAGUGUCAUUCAUGGAACGGUGAAAGAUGAUGCAAGCCCCAUGGAGGAUUGUUUCUUAACUCAAAGUCCAAACUUCUAUCAGCGUCAUACCAUCUCCACUGGAGAGCAGCCCCCUGAGUGUACGGAACUGGAGAAAGCCUUCAGCUUUGACACAAAACUUACUAAGCAUGAAAUUAUUGAUUCUGGAGAAAGACCUUUCAAAUGUGAAGAAUUAGUGGAAACCUUUAGGUGUGACUCUCAACUUAUUCAGCAUCAAGAAAGCCACACCGAGGAGAAGGCUUAUCAGUGUACAGAGUGUGGCAAAGCCUUCAGUGUUAAUGAAAAAUUAAUUUGGCAUCAGAGAUUUCAUAGUGGGGAGAAACCCUUCAAAGGCGUGGAGUGUGGGAAAAGCUUCAGCUACAGUUCCCAUUAUAUCACACAUCAGGCAAUCCACAGCGGGGAGAAGCCCUAUCAGUGUAAGGUGUGUGGGAAAGCCUUUAGCGUUAAUGGGAGCCUAAGUAGGCAUCAGAGAAUCCAUACGGGAGAGAAGCCAUAUCAGUGCAAGGAGUGUGGAAAUGGCUUCAGCUGUAGUUCUGCAUAUAUUACACAUCAGAGAGUCCACACUGGGGAGAAACCUUAUGAGUGUAAUGACUGUGGGAAAGCUUUCAAUGUUAAUGCAAAAUUAAUUCAACAUCAGAGAAUCCAUACUGGAGAGAAACCUUAUGAAUGUAACGAGUGUGGAAAAGGCUUCAGGUGCAGCUCCCAGCUUAGGCAGCAUCAGAACAUCCAUACUGGAGAGAAGCCCUAUCAGUGUAAAGAGUGUGGAAAGGCCUUCAAUGUUAAUGCAAAACUAAUGCAGCAUCAGAGAAUCCACACUGGUGAGAAACCCUAUGAGUGCACUGAAUGUGGAAAAGCUUUCAGCGUCAAAGGGAAAUUAAUUCAGCACCAGAGAAUCCAUACAGGUGAAAAACCCUAUGAGUGCAGUGAAUGUGGUAAAGCCUUCAGGUGUAACUCCCAGCUUCGGCAGCAUCUGAGAAUCCACACUGGGGAGAAGCCCUAUGAAUGUAAUGAAUGUGGAAAGGCAUUCAAUGUUAAUGCAAAACUAAUGCAGCAUCAGAGAAUUCACACUGGGGAGAAACCCUUUGAAUGUAAUGAAUGUGGGAAAUGCUUUACUUCUAAAAGAAACCUAUUUGAUCAUCACCGAAUCCAUACUGGAGAAAAGCCCUAUCAAUGUAAGGAAUGUGGGAAAGCCUUUAGUAUCAAUGCCAAACUAACUAGGCAUCAGAGAAUACACACUGGGGAGAAACCUUUCAAAUGUAUGGAAUGUGAGAAGGCAUUCAGCUGUAGUUCUGACUAUAUUGUGCAUCAGAGAAUCCAUACUGGAGAGAAGCCCUUUCAAUGUAAGGAGUGUGGAAAAGCCUUCCAUGUUAAUGCCCAUUUAAUUCGACAUCAGAGGAGCCACACUGGGGAGAAACCCUUCAGAUGUGUGGAGUGUGGGAAAGGUUUCAGCUUUAGUUCUGACUGUGUUAUACAUCAGACAGUCCACACUUGGAAGAAACCCUAUGUGUGUAAUGUGUGUGGGAAAGCCUUCAGGUUUAGCUUCCAACUUAGUCAGCAUCAGAGUGUCCAUAGUGAAGGAAAAUCCUAAUAACAGUCCACACUUGUGUAAUGUGUGCUGGAAAGCCUUCAGGUUUAGCUUCCAACUUAGCAUCAGAGUGUCAAAUCUAAGAAGAAAGGUGUAGAAAACUCUCAAGGUUAAUGCCAAAAUGGAUCAAGUGUCAUCAGAUUCACCCUGAUGGAAUACUGAGAGGGAAAUGAAUAUGGCAAAGUUUUCACAUGGAAACAAAUCUUUUUUUUUUAAUUUUAUUUUUAAUCAGGAAAGGAUGACCAGUUAAAAAGAAACAUCCAAAAAUAAAUAGCUUUGUUUUGUACCAACAAGAAUUAGAAAAUAUAAUGAAAGAAAAUAUCCUGUUCUUAGCAGCAUCAAGAAAAGUAGAUUUUCUAGGAUUAAACAAUGAUCAUUGGCAGACCUAUAUGGAGGAAAUUAAAAGUCUCCACUGAGGGCCACGAAAGGGAACUUGAAAAAAUGGAAAGAGAAAUCUUGUUCUUGGACAGGAAAACCCAUAUAAAAAUAUUCACUCUACCUAAAUUAACUUAUUUCUGUUGAGUUUUUAAAAUAUAAGCAUGCAUUACUUUUG
This is a messenger RNA of Propithecus coquereli (Coquerel's sifaka), 2333 nucleotides long. RefSeq names its product zinc finger protein 23 (gene ZNF23). The record is from RefSeq and is a predicted model, not a curated record. Bases 23 to 1783 code for a protein of 586 amino acids. NCBI's taxonomy places the organism in Eukaryota, Metazoa, Chordata, Mammalia, Primates, Indriidae. The transcript has a single exon.